Molecule: messenger RNA, 346 nt
Organism: Trichoplusia ni (cabbage looper)
Lineage: Eukaryota; Metazoa; Arthropoda; Insecta; Lepidoptera; Noctuidae
Product: putative dipeptidase MGYG_00085
Exons: 2
Biological process (GO): proteolysis
Molecular function (GO): metallodipeptidase activity
Source: RefSeq, a predicted model, not a curated record
UUUCUUUCUAUUGUCACACAGCAAGGAUGGUGAUUCCGUGUGCACGUCGUUCCGUGGCUUGCCUGCUCCUAGCCAUCACGGCUGUGGUAGCGGCCGCCUCGUACGACCGCGAGCGCCUGGAGAUAGCCAAGCAGAUCCUCGAGGAGGUGCCUCUCAUUGACGGACACAACGAUCUCCCAUGGAACAUCAGGAAAUUCCUUCGCAAUCAGAUCAAUGAGUUUGAGCUGAAUACCGACUUGACUGUUGUCGAACCCUGGUCCAUCUCGAAGUACUCGCACACCGACCUCCCGCGCCUGAAGCAGGGCAUGGUGGGGGCUCAGGUAAGUCACUUGUUUCACUACUAUAG